AAAGAAGCGCCGGGGUCGAGCGGCCUUUCCACCCCGGCGCGCCGAGGGAAACGCGGCCAGCCGCGGGGCGGCCCCGGCCCCGCCGCCCGUCCCGCGACCGCGCACGGGGGCUGCGGAGCGGGCGGAGAGGCAGCCGGGGAGCUAAUAAAACCCCACCAAAUAAGGCGCUGGCGGUCGCCGCGAAGGGAGGGGGGAACAAGCAGGCGACGAGCCCCGCCAGGGCCAGGGCGAGCCCCUCCUUGCCUGCCCCGCCGCGGCGGAGAGCGCCUCCCCCGCCCGGGCUUGACGGCAGCGGGGAGGAAUGUGUUUCCGGGGCGGGGAAAGCGCGGCCGAGCGCGGACCUUCCCCUCCCUUCCCCUCCCCUCUCCUCUCCUCCCCUGUCCUCUCCUCUCCUCCCCUCCCUCCCCCGCCGACGCCGGGCUCCCCCUCAGCAGCUCGGAGGCGGCGGCGGGCAGCCGGACGGCGAGCGAGGAGCGAGGCCGGGCGUCCCGUCCCGCCGCGCCGCGCCCAGCCCAGCCCAGCCCAGCCCGCUCCCGGGACGCCGGGGCAGAGGGGGAGCUUCAGCCAGUCAGUCAGUCAGGCGGGCCGGAGCGCGCCCCCUGCCAGGAGCCGGCCGCGCCGCGGCAAUGGCCGAGACAAAAUUGCUCAUGUGGGCUGGCAUCCUCUGUUGCUUGAUAUGGAAUGGAUUUGCUCAGCAAGGUGGAAGUGACUGCAUAAAAGCUAAUGCAAAAUCAUGUGGUGAAUGUAUACAAGCAGGACCAAACUGUGGUUGGUGUAAAAAAACGGACUUUUUGCAAGAAGGAGAACCAACAUCUGCCCGAUGUGAUGACUUGGCAGCACUAAAGAGUAAAGGCUGUCCUAUGAAAGAUAUAGAAGAUCCCAGAGGUAGCAAACAGGUGCUUGAAGAUAGAGAAGUAACGAAUCGUAAGAUAGGUGCUGCAGAAAAGCUGAAACCAGAGGCCAUUACACAGAUCCAGCCACAAAAACUAGUACUGAAACUAAGAGUCGGGGAACCCCAAACAUUUUCAUUAAAAUUUAAGAGAGCUGAAGACUACCCCAUUGACCUUUAUUAUCUUAUGGACCUCUCCUAUUCUAUGAAAGAUGAUUUAGAGAAUGUGAAAAGUCUCGGAACGGCUCUGAUGUUAGAAAUGGAAAAAAUAACUUCAGACUUUCGAAUUGGCUUUGGCUCUUUUGUGGAGAAAACUGUGAUGCCAUAUAUAAGUACAACACCAGCCAAACUCAGAAAUCCUUGUACAGGUGACCAGAACUGUACAAGUCCAUUUAGCUAUAAAAAUGUGCUCAGCCUUACCAGUGAAGGAAAUAAAUUCAAUGAACUUGUAGGUAAACAGCACAUUUCUGGGAAUUUAGAUUCUCCUGAAGGUGGAUUUGAUGCGAUAAUGCAGGUUGCAGUUUGUGGGGAACAAAUUGGCUGGAGAAACGUUACAAGACUAUUAGUGUUUUCCACAGAUGCUGGAUUUCACUUUGCAGGAGACGGUAAACUUGGUGGAAUUGUUUUACCAAAUGAUGGGAAAUGUCAUCUGGAAAAUAACAUGUACACAAUGAGCCACUAUUACGAUUAUCCCUCUAUUGCUCAUCUGGUACAGAAGCUUAGUGAGAACAACAUUCAGACAAUCUUUGCUGUUACUGAAGAGUUUCAGGCAGUCUAUAAGGAAUUGAAAAAUCUGAUACCAAAAUCAGCAGUGGGAACAUUGUCUUCAAACUCCAGCAAUGUAAUCCAGCUGAUCAUUGAUGCAUACAAUUCCCUUUCUUCAGAGGUUAUCCUGGAAAACAGUAAGCUACCAAAAGGAGUGACAAUCAGUUAUAAGUCUUUCUGCAAGAAUGGAGUGAAUGACACACAAGAAGAUGGAAGGAAAUGUUCUAACAUUUCAAUUGGAGAUGAGGUUAAAUUUGAGAUUAAUGUAACAGCUAAUGAAUGUCCAAAGAAAGGACAAAAUGAAACAAUUAAAAUCAAACCACUGGGAUUCACUGAAGAAGUGGAAAUUCAUCUCCAGUUCAUCUGUGAAUGUCAGUGUCAAAGUGAAGGAGAACCUAACAGUCCAGCCUGCCACGAAGGAAAUGGAACAUUUGAAUGUGGUGCAUGCAGAUGUAACGAAGGACGUAUUGGAAGACUAUGUGAAUGUAGUACAGAUGAAGUAAAUAGUGAGGAUAUGGAUGCUUACUGCAGGAGAGAGAACAGUACAGAAAUAUGCAGUAACAAUGGAGAAUGCAUUUGUGGACAAUGUGUAUGCAAGAAAAGAGAAAACACCAAUGAAGUGUAUUCUGGCAAAUAUUGUGAAUGUGAUAACUUCAACUGUGAUCGAUCAAAUGGUUUGAUUUGUGGAGGAAACGGUAUCUGCAAAUGCAGAGUGUGCGAGUGUUUCCCCAACUUCACUGGCAGCGCAUGUGAUUGUUCUUUGGAUACUUUUCCAUGUAUGGCAUCUAAUGGCCAGAUUUGCAAUGGAAGAGGAACCUGCGAAUGUGGCACCUGUAAUUGUACAGAUCCCAAAUUCCAAGGCCCUACAUGUGAAAUGUGUCAGACUUGUCUCGGUGUCUGUGCAGAGCACAAGGACUGCGUUCAAUGCAGAGCUUUCGAUAAGGGAGAAAAGAAGGAAACAUGUUCUCAGGAAUGUAUGCAUUUCAACAUGACGCGGGUAGAAAGUCGAGACAAGUUGCCACAGCCCGGACAGCCCGAUCCGUUGUCUCAUUGCAAAGAGAAGGACGUUGAUGACUGCUGGUUCUACUUCACAUAUUCUGUCAACUCAAAUGGUGAAGCCAACGUCCACGUGGUAGAGACCCCAGAAUGCCCCAGUGGCCCUGACAUCAUUCCCAUUGUAGCUGGUGUGGUUGCUGGAAUUGUUCUUAUUGGACUUGCAUUAUUAUUGAUUUGGAAACUACUAAUGAUCAUUCAUGACAGAAGAGAAUUUGCUAAAUUUGAAAAGGAGAAGAUGAAUGCCAAGUGGGAUACGCAAGAAAAUCCAAUAUACAAGAGCCCUAUUAACAAUUUCAAGAAUCCAAACUAUGGACGUAAAGCUGGUCUCUAAGUCUCAGGUGAAAAUCCUAUUUACAAGAGUGCAGUGACAACUGUGGUCAAUCCUAAAUAUGAGGGAAAAUGAACACUGCUUGUAUAACUUCACAACACUGUAUGCAGCAUAGCAAUUUUUUGUAGUCACAGUAAGAUAGAUUUAGGGCAAACUGCAGUGAUUUUACUAAUUCAUUACAUGUAGGUUUGUUUUCCUGUGCAGGUUUUGAAAAUGUACCAUAUGUAAUUUUUUAUUUUUAUUUUUUUUUUGCAAAUAAAAGUAAUCAGUGCCAGAGGUCUGACAAAAAAAACUUGAGACUGUGUAGCCUAGUCAGCUAAGGUCACACGGUGCCUUUUUGACCUUUUCCACUCCUGUGCUGUGAAUCUAGGUCUUCUGCAGGGUGCGAUACUGCUGUGGCAUGACUGGGAGGGAAAUGGUUAAAGCAAUCAGCAUGAGGGCUCUGCCUAGCCAUUUAGUAUUAAACUUUUUAGCUUUACAGGGAAAUCAGGGCUUGAGUUUGCAGAUAUAAUUAAACUGAUGUAGCAUGGAGCUGGUGGUUAACUGAUCUUCUACUCGCUAGACAUAUGAUUAAGUAUAUGGUAAGUUGAGUAAGCUGGAAGUGAGCAGUGUAAAAGACUGAAAAGUGUGUGCAUACUUAUUUUUAAUUUUUAAGUUCCUUAUUGCCAGGGUAUGGUUAAAACGAAAGGGUUUGAGAAGAAUAUUAAGAAGGAAAAAAUAGCUUUAAAACAUGUGCCAUUACUGAAAAAGUUGCUGACUGGUAACUUGCUUAGUUUUAAUUUGUAAAUUCAAGCCCUGGGUGGCAGUGUCAUGAAAUACCUUACCAAGACAUCCUCAAAAUACAUAAGGGCCUUACAUCAUACUGUGUCUUUAUUCUGUAAUGUUUCCUUGGUUUCAAGCCUGGUGCUUUGUCACCCUUCUAAUCUUUUUAACGUAUUUGGUUGCGAUUCUUUUUGUAAUAUUUUUGUAUCAACACAAGCUUUUUUUUUUCCUUGGUUUUUUUUUUUUUUGAGCAGUCUUAGCUGUAAAUUUGCCUUUACCCUGUAGCUAAGAUUGCAUAGUUUGUCAUGUGACAAGUCACACAUCAUUCUUGACAUGUGCCAUGUAUAUUUGCCUUUGACCAUUCAAACCGCAUCAGUCAUAUUCUUGUUUUAAGUGCCUUUUUAUUUUAACAGAUGUUCACUUUUUACAGUGCUAUUACUGAAGUUAUUUAUUAAAUAAAAGUACUUUAAAAUACUUAAA
Molecule: messenger RNA, 4280 nt
Organism: Aquila chrysaetos chrysaetos
Lineage: Eukaryota; Metazoa; Chordata; Aves; Accipitriformes; Accipitridae
Gene: ITGB1
Product: integrin subunit beta 1
Exons: 17
Coding region: 627-3041 (804 amino acids)
Biological process (GO): cell migration; cell-matrix adhesion; integrin-mediated signaling pathway
Cellular component (GO): cell surface; focal adhesion; integrin complex
Molecular function (GO): laminin binding; fibronectin binding; collagen binding involved in cell-matrix adhesion
Source: RefSeq, a predicted model, not a curated record